GCGGGGCGGGGCUGGGGAGGGCCGGGUGGCGUCGCGGCUGCCAGAGGCGGAGGAGGAGGAGAGCGAGGCGAGGCCGGCGGGUUCCUGGAACGGCAGAGAAAUGGCUGCAGUGGCAGGGCAGGAAAGCGAAACUCAACUCUGCAACAAUUGCCGAAAAGAUAUUCCUCUGGCAAACUUCACCAUCCACGAGAUCCACUGCAGCCGGAACAUCGGCGUCUGCCCCCUCUGCAAGGAGUCCUUCCCGAAAGCAGAGCUGAGGGCUCACCAGGAGCAAGAGCACGCGCAGAUUGUCUGUAAAUGCAGCAUGAGAAUGGACAGGGGGCUCUUACAGGACCAUGUAGCUUUCGAGUGUCCCUUGCGGCCUGUCGCGUGCCAGCACUGUGACAUUGAGCUGGCUUUCUGCAAGCUCCAGGACCACGAGGAUUAUUGCGGGGCCCGGACCGAGCGAUGCGGCCGCUGCAACCGCAACAUCAUGCUGCGCGAACUGAAGACGCAUCCCAUCGACUGCGGGAAGAAGGCUGGGGCGGGGGAGCCGGGCGGCCAGGCGAAGCCGCCUUUCAACCCUGAGGCCCCCUGGCGCAACGUCCAGACCAUCAGGAACGUCCUGCGGCCGGAUUCUGCCGGAGAGUCGCCACUGAGGGGCAGCAGGUUCCUGGAGAGCCAGCUGCACAGUUGGGUCUCGGGGGAUCAGCUGCCCGGGGAACCCGGCUGGAGGAACCGAGGCGCAUCCCAGCCAGAUCACAAUCGAGCCUGUCCGGAAAAGGCCGCCCCACCGCUCUCGCCUGGGGACGGAGAGUCCGACUACAACUUGGAUUACCUUCUGGCGCUCAGCUUGCAGCAGGAAAACAGCUUCGGCCAACGCAGCGUGGCGGAGCUCCAGAGAGAACUCUGGAAGAACAUCUGCCCCCCGCAGGCCGGGCCAGCUGAUCACUGUGGCAAAGCGAAGAACUCCAGGGACCCCUCCCAAGAUUUGCUGCGAGCUGCCAACAACCUGAACAGGCCCAAAACGGAGACCCUGCUGCCUUGCGAAUUCUGCGAGGAGCUGUACCCCGAGGGAGACCUCAUCCUUCACCAGACGGGCUGCAACCCCGCGAGUGCCUUGGCUUCCUUCAGCAAGAGGAGCAGCCUGGUGCCACCAGCGGAAUCCCGGAGCAGCCUGUGGGGGGAGCUGCCCGGCAGCCGCUCUGCGGGCACCGGGGAGACCCUUCCCCCCCAGCACGGCAUGCAGGACAGCCUCCUGCUCCCUUGCGAGUUCUGUGGGCUCCAGCUGGAGGAGGAGAUCCUCUUCCACCACCAGGACCAGUGUGACUUGCGCCCAGCCACCGCCCCCUCGAGCGGAGGAACGCCUGCGCUGUCAGGGUCUCCGGUCCCGGAAAGCUCUCUGAGGACCGAGUCUCCGGAUCUCCUCAGAAGACCCAUCCGGCACCAAGGUGAGCUCCCUCCUCACUACCUGGAGCAGCUUCAGCAGAAGCCGCCUUUCCAGCCUGCUCCAAGGAGCUACUCGCAGGUGGCAGCCAGGCGCAUCCAGCUGGCCACUCCCAACAACCUCCGGGAGGAUCCGGUCGCUCUUUCCAGGGCCAGGAAGCCCCAGAACCUGGGAGACGGCGAAGGGAGGAGCCCAGGCCGAAGCCCGAGUGACCCUGUGGCCGCUCCUCUGCCUGCCCGAUAUCCCUCCUCGGACUUUGCUCCCAGCACCUAUAUCCCAAGCUUCCCUCUGGCACUCCCGACUCGCCCAAGCAUAAGACAGGAAGGAGGACCGCGUGCUGCGUCUCCGCCCCGUUUCAAUAACGCCGCCAAGGCCAAACCCUGGCAGGUGAAGUCGGCCGAUCCCGACAGAGAAUGAGGAGGAAAUCUCCGGGGCCGCCUUUUCCUGCCUUCCCGGCACCAAGACUCGGUUUCGUGACGCGAUUUCCGCAGGAGUUGCGCGACCGGCACUCUGCAGCUCACAGGCGCGGUGGCGGCCAGUUCCCCCGAUUGUCAGUUGUGCCAUGUUUUGUUGCUGUUCGGGUGGGGGGGGGGGGAGACGGGGCUGGGUGUGUGUGUGUGUGUGUGUGUCUCGGCCCUGUUGCUUUCCGCUUGAGGGCCGAGUCCUUCCGGGGCUCAAAACCUUUUGCUUGAGCAGAUGUUUCCUCUUUGCAAGCGCAGAGAAACGACUCCCCACCCCCAACUCAACCUCUCCCCCCCCCUUUCCAAAGGCCUAAGGAGUAGAAAGGCUGGUUAGUAGUGGCUGAGUUUGAACUCGGUGCUUUUGCUGCUAGGAGUGUCCCUCCCCGCCCGCGGCCGCCUCUUCCUUCUCCUCAGCCCAGUUUUCCAGUCAGUGGGAAGAGAGGGGACUCCCUCCCCCCCAGGGGAGGGGGCUCCUUGUUCAGUCGCACGGCCUUAAAAGCUGGAACUGGGCCUCCGGGUGCGAGUAGCCGGAGGGCGCGCGCGUUUUGUGUGUUUGAGACUUUUAAAUUUCUUACAAUAAAGUUUGUAUCUCUUGGUC
Messenger RNA from Thamnophis elegans (Western terrestrial garter snake), 2485 nucleotides. It is a transcript of the gene TRAFD1, whose product is annotated as TRAF-type zinc finger domain containing 1. The transcript has 12 exons. The record is from RefSeq and is a predicted model, not a curated record. Gene Ontology annotation, molecular function: zinc ion binding. Bases 101 to 1843 code for a protein of 580 amino acids. NCBI's taxonomy places the organism in Eukaryota, Metazoa, Chordata, Lepidosauria, Squamata, Natricidae.